ACACUGAAGCAAUGAGUAGCGAGCAUCGUGGAGGCUACGGCGGCGACCGGGGCAGGCGCACCACCGACCACUGUAUGCGGGCUGGCUGGCGGCGCGCUCCGGCCGUGUAAGAGUGUGUGUGCGCAUGUGACCAGAACGUCGCAAAGGAUGGAGGAUAUUAAGGAGAUAUUGGGAAUUUUGAAUUGACGAGGGGACAGCGAGACAACUGCUCUUGGAUUUUCUAUUUAUUUAUUUAUUUUGUCCUCCAUAGAGUGGGAUUGGGAUUAUUCCGCAUGCAAGAUGCCGUUCGCCAAACGGAUCGUGGACCCCCAGUUACUGUGCAGGCAUCCGAUCCCCAACGACGAGGGGUUAGUGUUCGAGGAUCUGGGCUCCGUCACAAGUGUUGUUUUGGCCCGGACCCUGCGGCAGUUGUCGGAGCUGGCCAGACACGCCUGCUCGUUAUUCCAGGAGCUUGAGAAUGAGAUUCUCACCACCAACCAGCGGGUCUGGCACCUUCAGACCAAAAUAGGCAGGAUACAACAGACUGCCAGCGCUUUGGACCCCAAAAAGGAGGCAGUGCCGGUGUCUAACCUGGAAGUGGAAAGCAAGAUAACGUCUCACUACCAAGCGCCAUGGCACCAGCAGCAGAACGUCUUCCACCCCUGCACCCGGCCACCGUGCCUGGAGGAGCUGCACACACACGCCAGGCUCAGCCUCCGUGCCCUGCACAGAGAUCAGCAGCAGCGACAGCGGUCGACCAGCAGAGAGCGCCGAGUCACCAUCUCCAUCUCUGUGGCUCCGCCCCCUUUGCCCACCUUCCCCUCACCACGGAGGAGACACGAGCAGAGGAGCCGGCACGCUCAUGCGAAAGCAGAGAGAGAGGCAGACUUCCAGCCCAGGAAGGAGAGGAUAACGAGAGAGACAGAAAUACAAACGAUACAAAGAAAGGAGAGACCAGGGAGAGAUGCAGACUUCCAGACCUUACAGAGAAAGCGUGCUCACUCCCCCUCCCCCUUUGAGUGUUGCCUGUUCUUCCAAUGGAGCAGAAAGUCUACCUCUACCUCAGAGCCAGACACCGAGGUGUCUGAGGGGCGCAGGAACAAGUGUGUUGCUGCUAACCCUGCUUCCACAACGGCCCAGCAGCAGACCACAUGGUCCAAGGCCACGUCCCCGGAGGACAGGCAGAAGACGGACCCUCAACUGUUGUCCUCCUGCAUCAUCCCCAUAAACGUCACCGGCAUGGGAUUCGACCGCGAGGCGAGCGCACGCUGCUCUCUGGUCCACUCCCAGUCCGUGCUGCAGAGGAGGAGGAAGUUGAGGAGGAGGAAGACCAUAACAGGCAUCCCCCGACGAGUCCAGCACGACAUGGAUUCCGACGAGUCUCCCGUGGCGAGGGAGCGGACGCUGAUCGUGCACGCCAACCCUCACCUCUCGCUGUGCCAGGAGGAGGAGCUGAGCCUCAGCGGGCACCGCCUCCACACCCGCGACUCCGGCUGCCAGACCGACGACUUCCUCAUCACCGCCGCCGCCCCUUCCCGCCGGCGAAUCAGGGCCCAGCGAGGCCAGGGGAUCCCCGCCUCCCUGUCCCACUCCACGGGCAACAUCCUGUCCCUGCCGGACCACUCGGAAACGCUGUACGCCUCCUCGGCCUCCGGGGGGCGCCUGCGCUCUCGAAGUCUCCCGAGGGAGGGGGGCCGCCUCAGGGACGAGGUGGACAGCGACGAGGACGAGGACGACGACGACGAGGACGAGGACGACGACGAGGAGCUGUCCCCGUACGAGGCGGAGGACUUCCUGCCCGGGACGGGCCAGAGGAUGCUGAUGAUGAUGAAGGACGAGGAGGAGAGCACGGACGACCAGGCCAUGCCCGAGCUGCAGCUGGGCAGUCUGAAGCGGUCCCAGAGAGGGGGAGGAGGGGGAGGAGGAGGAGGAGGAGGAGGGGGGAGUCCGGAGCACGGCUGGAUGGAGCGAGGGCGCUCCCGGCUGCCUCGCAAAGCCGACAUGGGCAGCUGCGAGGUGUCAUCGUCCUCGGACACCUUCUCCAGUCCCAUCCACUCGCUGUCCACUACCGGGGGGCUCGGCGGGGGAGUCGACCACAAGGAGGACCACCAAUCAUCGAGCGGCAACUGGAGUGGCUCCUCCUCGACCUGCCCUUCCCAGACCUCCGAGACCAUCCCCCCUCCGUCCUCCCCGCCCCUCACGGGCUCCUCCCACUGCGACUCGGAGCUUUCGCUCAACGCCGCGCCGCACGCCAUCGACGAGCUGACGGGCUUCAUCAUUGACCCCUCCUACCAGGACCGCCCUCAGUGCCAGGGUCAGAGGUCAAGCUCCUUCACCUCCUCAGCGACGGACCAGCUGGAUGACGCUGGGGUCAGUACUGCUAGCGAGGGGGAGUGGGCCUACCCUCCGGACCAGCCUGACCAGGACCAGGACCAGGCAGGGGCUCCGGACUACAGCCCCAAACGUGGACUGGAAGAGCAUGGGAGCAGGGGCCUGAGGUCUGGGGCCUACCCCUCCACCUACCUGGGCUUCUCUGAUCCACAUAGUCUGAGACAGACAGAGACAGAGCCUCACCCACACACUCUCCUCUCCUCCUCCUCCCACUCCGGGCAGGGCUACAUGGGCUAUCUGUGUGACUAUCCAGCUCUAGGCUCUGACUGUGGCCAGGGGCAGGGAGGAGGUUGCAGAGGGGGCACUAUGACCCUGGGCAGACCCUGCCGGCCGCUGAGAAAGGCUAAGGCCAAGCCUCCACCUCCCAGGAGAAGCUCCUCCCUGAAGGAAAGUACUGGUGCCAGCGUUGACCCGGAGAUAACCGUGAGGGACUCAGAAACAGGACCUGGGCCAGACCCAGACCAAGGCCAAGACCAAAAUCAAAAUCAAAAUCAAGACCACAACCUAAGACAGAGCCAGAGCCAGUGUCAAAGCCAGAGCCAGAGCCAGGAACAGGGUCAAAAUCGAGAUCAUGGACAGGACCAGGGUCAAGACCAGGGCCAGAGUCAGGACCAGGACCAGGCCCAGGCCCUGAACCAGGCCCGGGACCAACACCAGGACCAGGACCAACCAAAGAUAGGUAGUGAAGAGAACCUAAGCUUGUCUUCCGGCGAUGGGCAGCUGGAACUUGAAGUAGGUGGGGUCUCAGGGCAGUUGGACCCAUCAGGGUUGGUGACACAGCCCCUGGGAGCCUGGGGGGUUGGUGUGGACCUAACGGAGCCCACCUCCUUCGGCUCCACAGACACACAUUCCUUCAAGGACGAAGGGGCCGUUCAGUCUGACUAUGCCAACCUAUGGCUGCACAGCGACCUCAAAUCCCCCGCCCCCUACCCCCCCCUCUCCAACCCCAGCCCUGGCACCACCAUCAUCGAGUGUCUGCGAUCUCCGGAGAGCCCCUGUUCCGCCCUCCCUCCUCCGCCCCCUCAGGCCUCUCCCCUCCUCCCGCCAGGGGAAGCAGACUACAGACUGGGCUCUCCCGAGAAGCUGGCCGGCCUGGCCUCCCCCUCGAGUGGCUACUCCAGCCAAUCAGAGACGCCCACGUCAUCAUUCCCCGCCGCCUUCUUCCCCUGCCCCGUGUCGCCCACCAGCGGGAAGAGGAAGCCCAAAGUGCCCGAGAGGAAGUCCUCCCUGGCCUCGCUGCAGCGUGACCCCGCCCCUUCCUGUCGGACAGAAGCGGACUUCCCCGCGCCUCCCUCCCAGUUGGAUUUGAGCGCGCUCCACAGCCACGGACAUGGACACGCCUACGCUAGGCACACCCUGUCCCACAGGUCGCACCUUCACACGCUGCACCACCACAAGCAGAGGGCAGUGGCUAUGGCGGCGGCCGCUGCCGAAGCGAGGGCUGUGGGUUCAACCAUGCACGCCGAGGGUUCUGGCUCCGCCUCCAUCCCGCUGGCAAUAGGCCCCUCCCUCCUGGCAGCCAUCACACCCUCAGCGCUUCGAUCCGUCCAGCUGAGGUCGGUUGGUGGUCAGAGCCUUAAGAACAGUAGCGGGCCAGAAAUGGAGAACACCGCCACCAGACCCAAAUGUCCCGGCAUGGCCCCCGUAGCCCCCACCCUGUCCGUCAACACCAGGCCUCUCCCCCCUCGGAGACCCCCUCCUCAGAGACCAGCUCCUCAGCCUGACCCUCACUACUCCUCCCCCGAGCACCUCCCCCCUCCUCCCACCCGCCAGCACCCAGAUGGCCCCCCUCCUUACGAGAGCCUGCGUCUGCGACAGGACCGGUAUGGACCCGGAACAUUCUGGGCCAUGACGGCCUUCAGAACCCGCGUGGAUUCCCCUGAGGACCCUCUCCAUCGCCCCCCGCCGCACCCACCACACCCCUCCCCUGUAGACAUGCACAUCACACACUCCCACACACACCCGCCAGAGUUCAGGGUGCUGGGAGAACGCAUGUUCUCCCCUGAGGAAGAGGACGACGAGGACGAAGAAGAGGAGGAGGAAGAGCCGCAGAGGGAGACCCUACAGACUUCCAGAACGAUGAGCUCCAGGACAGGGGCGAUGAUGGAGCCCCGUGCCCCACCAGGGUAUGUCCUGACUGGGGAGAGGCAACGUGGGCCUGGGGGCUGGGGUGUUCCUGGAGGGACGGACUCAGGACCUUGUCACAGUCCAGACAAAGUGCCUGCAGGGAGGACAUACAUGUCGCACCCUUACUUGAUCCACAAUGCACUGGGAGGACGAAGAGCUGGAGGAGGAGCAGGGGAGGAAGAGGAGGAGGAGGAGGAAGAAGAAGGGUUAGCAACUAGGAGCGCUCCUAACCAAGAUGGCCGAGAGGACUCCACCACUCCUGAUACAGAAGGAUAUUUUAGCAAAGACUCCACCCCCAGUGACAACUCACUCUCUCCCCUGACUGAUGACAAUAAAACCGACGACGACAUCGUCUUCACGUCGCCCAAUAAAAUGCGUACAACGGAGGACUUGUUUGCCAUGAUCCACAGGUCCAAGAGAAAGGUCUUAGGCAGGAAGGAUUCCGGUGAACUGGGUUCCAAGAACCGCCUGUGUCCUCCAGCGCCCCCCGUCCCCAUCACAGCUGCCCCCGCACCAGCCAUGGCCAUGGCACCGCCCGCUCCUCUGAGCACCCCAACCACCCCCGCAACCGCCGCCGCUCCCCCAGCCGGCGCCCAGCGAGCCCCAGUCCCUAUUUACCGCUGCGCCAAGAAGUCCAGCACCUCCAACGAGGAGUUCAAGCUGCUCCUCCUCAAGAAGGGCAGCAGGACUGACUCGAGCUACCGCAUGUCCGCCAUCGAGAUCCUAAAGAGCCCCAUAGCCCCGAAGAAUAUCGGGGACACCCUCGUGGAGGGCGGGGCCAGGCUGGGGGCCGGCGAGGAGCUCCCCUCCCCCCUCCAAGACCUACCCUCGGUCCCCGACCAGCUCCUGCCCCCACCUGGCCUCUUCCCCCCGAGGCCCACUGCUGAGAGCUUCACCACAAAGACCCUCCCCAUGUCGGCGGCCUCACGGCAGGGCAGGUCAAGGAUCCCCCCGGCGGCCAAUAGCAGCCGCUACAGCGCGCGAUCCCGCCUCUACACAGCCCCCAUGCAGGCCAUCUCAGAGGGAGAGACCGAGAACUCCGACGGCAGUCCCCACGAUGACCGGUCGUCUUAGUGUUCGGAUGGAACUCACCGGGACCACAUCCAGACCAUGACCCAACCUCCUACUGCCCCAAAACAAUCGUAUGCAAUCCUGUCAAAUAGAGGCUCGGGUCAGGGAGUCAGGGGGUCACGCGUGCGGAGGUCAGAGGCUCCAGCUGGAGGACCUUGUUGUUUUACAUCCAGGGUCAAAACUUAAUUUGUUCAGAUGAACUCAUUAGACUUCUUAUUGUGACUGGGCGCUCUUCUCAUUUUAUACUAUCCAGAUAAGGAGUGGAAGUUAAAGAAAAGGGGAUGUAAGACCUGUGUGUGUGGGUGUGUGUGUGUGUGUGUAUCGGAGCAAAUGGAAUAUCCACCGUUAUUUCUACUUCCUGGUUCAGUAAGGGGACUGGUAUGCCAGCAGAGGAGCAUCUUUCAGAAGUCUCCUACACCC
This is a messenger RNA of Hypomesus transpacificus, 5988 nucleotides long. It is a transcript of the gene nhsb, whose product is annotated as Nance-Horan syndrome b (congenital cataracts and dental anomalies). NCBI's taxonomy places the organism in Eukaryota, Metazoa, Chordata, Actinopteri, Osmeriformes, Osmeridae. The transcript is spliced from 13 exons. Bases 280 to 5571 code for a protein of 1763 amino acids. The record is from RefSeq and is a predicted model, not a curated record. Gene Ontology annotation, biological process: lens development in camera-type eye; cell differentiation.